UACUGUCUCCUCCUACAACGUGCGCCAAAGUUGGCCACUUACACUUUCAACCAGCAAGCAGACGUUAUCAAAACUAGCUGUUGACCACUAAGUAUAUCAAGGCAAAGAAUUAAAUAACCUUUGCCCAUUUACACAUUUGAGUGCAAGGUGUAUCCCCUCCCUUUACACACCACAAACCUCCUCACUAUUGGGGUCUUCUUUUACCCCGGCAUCUCUGCAUGACUAACAUCAACACUUUUUAUGUUGGAGGGGUUUUAGUAUUUACGCGUUUCUCUGUCUGGGACUACGAUUUAUAGUUCGAUUUUUUAAAUCCUUUUGAGAGAAGACAUUUCGUUACAUCCUAUCCGCAAAUACCUACAUUUUCUUGUCUGGACUUUGCGCGAGUAAGAAUUUGGUACCAGUGCCCACUAGGUGUUUCUCCAGUAGCUAGAAUGGCUACUUUACCAGGAACAGUGCCUCGAAUGAUGCGCCCUGCGCCAGGCCAGAACUACCCCCGCACCGGAUUCCCUCUGGAAGGACAAUAUGCAGGACCUGAAUAUGUUUAUUGUGGAACAGUAUCAACCCCCCUUGGCCAAGGUCGGGUGAACCAGCUCGGUGGAGUGUUCAUCAACGGGAGGCCGCUGCCAAAUCAUAUCCGACACAAGAUAGUAGAGAUGGCACACCACGGCAUCCGACCCUGCGUAAUCUCGCGACAGCUACGAGUUUCCCAUGGUUGCGUCUCCAAAAUCCUCUGUCGGUACCAGGAGACCGGUUCGAUUCGACCCGGGGCUAUAGGAGGCAGCAAGCCCAGGCAGGUAGCAACUCCGGACGUGGAGAAGCGGAUUGAAGAGUACAAGCGAGAAAACCCCGGGAUGUUCAGUUGGGAAAUUCGGGACAAGCUGCUGAAGGACGGGGUGUGCGACAGAAGCACUGUUCCUUCAGGUGAGGCUUCAUCUGUGAGUUCCAUCAGCCGAGUUCUGAGGGCGCGAUUCGGCAAGAAAGAUGACGACGACGAUAGCGAUAAGAAGGAUGAAGACGGGGAAAAGAAAACAAAGCAUAGCAUCGAUGGCAUUCUCGGUGAUAAAGGUAAUCGUACAGACGAGGGUUCAGACGUGGAGUCGGAGCCGGACCUUCCCUUGAAGAGGAAGCAGCGUCGCAGCCGCACCACCUUCACAGCCGAGCAGCUUGAGGAGCUGGAGAAGGCCUUUGAGAGGACACACUACCCAGACAUCUACACCAGGGAAGAGCUGGCCCAGAGGACCAAGCUCACUGAGGCCCGCGUACAGGUGUGGUUCAGCAACAGAAGGGCCAGAUGGCGCAAGCAGGCAGGAGCCAAUCAGCUGGCUGCCUUCAACCACCUGUUACCUGGAGGCUUCCCGCCCACGGGGAUGCCCAGUCUACCUACCUACCAGCUACCUGAGUCCUCGUACCCCGGCACUACACUGUCACAGGAUGGCAGCAGUACGUUGCAUCGGCCCCAACCCCUGCCUCCGUCCUCAAUGCACCAGGGAGGACUCUCUGACGGCAGCUCCGCCUACGGCCUCUCGUCCAAUCGCCACAGCUUCUCCAGCUACUCAGACAGCUUCAUGAGCCAAUCAGCGGCCAGCAAUCACAUGAACCCGGUCAGCAACGGCCUCUCCCCACAGGUGAUGAGCAUCCUGAGUAACCCCAACGCGGUGCCCUCUCAGUCCCAGCAUGAUUUCUCCAUCUCCCCCCUCCAUGGCAGCCUGGAGUCCUCCAACCCCAUCUCAGCCAGCUGCAGCCAGCGCUCUGACUCCAUCAAGGGGGUGGACAGCCUGGCUUCCUCCCAGUCCUACUGCCCCCCCACCUACAGCGCCACCAGCUACAGUGUGGACCCUGUCACUGCUGGAUACCAGUACAGCCAGUAUGGACAGACUGCAGUUGACUACCUGGCUAAGAACGUGAGUCUGUCCACCCAGAGGAGGAUGAAGCUGGGAGACCACUCUGCUGUCCUGGGACUGCUGCAGGUGGAGACGGGACAGGCCUACUGAAACACCCAGCCUCUGCCUGACUCCACCCAGUCUAAACUCAACACCCCCCUACAGUACAUACACCACGCUACUGCUGCCGCCCACCCUGCAGCCCAUCCACUGCACCAGCACACAUUCUCUCUCUCCUCACCCAGCAGGCAGUCAGGCUGUCAGGCUGUGUAAACCUUGGCUCUGCCCCUCCCCUGUACCAUCCUCACCCCUGAUUGGCUCUGUCCAGACAUCCCAGAGACAUUGGCUCCAGCCAGCAUGGAGAACAGGCCCCUGGCUGCAUUCCAGUCCACACUCAGAGCCAUUUCCAAAUGUACAUUGACCUUGUUGUUUAUAGUAGUUCACUAAGCCAAUGUCAUUCAAAUGAUAAUCCCUCUUGUUUUAUAUCAAUAUUGUUUAUAUUAUUAUUGCUGUUAUGAUUAUGAUUCAUGUGAUUUUGUUUUUUAUUCUCUUCAUGGCUCUUUUUUCUGUCAGUGUGAUGCUAGCAGAUGACUGAGGUGAUACAGUGUAGUGUGGUGCAGAGUGUGUCUGUGUGUGUGUGGAUGUGUGCGUACGUUCAUGCGUGUGGCAGCCCAGUCAGAGAGAGAUGCUCCCACAUGAGAAAAUACGUCAGUUUACUAUAGAAUAAUACAGUGCUUACUAUCAAAUUCUAUAGUAAAUUGUAGUAUACUGUAGAAUACUAUACUACACCCUGUAGUAUCCCUCGACCAUGUAUAGUACUUACUAUUGAAUGUUGUAGUAUACUGUAGAA
Messenger RNA from Oncorhynchus keta (chum salmon), 2730 nucleotides. RefSeq names its product paired box 7a (gene pax7a). The record is from RefSeq and is a predicted model, not a curated record. Gene Ontology annotation, biological process: anatomical structure development; regulation of transcription by RNA polymerase II. Gene Ontology annotation, molecular function: RNA polymerase II cis-regulatory region sequence-specific DNA binding; DNA-binding transcription factor activity, RNA polymerase II-specific. The transcript is spliced from 9 exons. Lineage: Eukaryota; Metazoa; Chordata; Actinopteri; Salmoniformes; Salmonidae. The coding region runs from base 432 to 1991 and encodes 519 amino acids.